Messenger RNA from Parnassius mnemosyne (clouded apollo), 1611 nucleotides. The record is from the annotation of a GenBank genome assembly. Lineage: Eukaryota; Metazoa; Arthropoda; Insecta; Lepidoptera; Papilionidae.
CUGGCUUCAAGGUCGCGGAUGCCGUCGAUGAAUGUCUGCACCAGGUUCCCUACAAUGAGCGCAGGUACAGACUGGUACGCUUUUCGAACCAGCUUCUCCACCUCAAGGGCCCACUGCUGCAGAAGUGAUGUUGAGCCAAAGGUUUGCAUGAAAACUACUCAAACCAGUUACAGCUAUGAUGAAUUUUAUGGUUCACAAAGCAACACCAACUUCUUCGCGCCCAUCAAGCACUACCAUGGAGACAAUUGCAAAAUAACUAAUCCGUUAGAAAGGGAUAAGGAAAUUAGAGAACUGCUCGGCAUUCAACCAAGCCGACCCGCUGUCCCCAGACCUGUCACGCAAGACUACUUAUCUGGAAUAUUCUGCCGCGACGCACAAUAUCGGUUCAAAAGGAACAGCGAUCUGAAACCAUCGAAAAGAAGUAUAGCAGCGUGUAUGUCUAGAUCAUCAGAUUGCAAAUGCUGUAAAUCAGAAAGAAAAGUAAACAAAAGCAAACAAUGCAAACUGAUUAAAACUAAAACUACGACUACUCAGUAUGACAUAAGAUCACCCACGCCUUGUUGUUCACAACAACCUCAUGAUUCAUGUGAUAUGCAGCAGUUAGUGUUAAAUCGAAACAUACAGGUGUAUUUACAAAUAGAGCAAUUCACCAAACAGAAGCCAAUAAUGCUAACACGGAAACAAUACGACAAGCUAAAAAAGACAAUAAAAAGUACAGUAAAAUUAAAAUUGAAAAAUCAAGACAAAUGCAAAAGUAAUAUUUUCAAGGCAUAUAGUGUCGUAUCUUCUGGACAUGUGAAAAAAGUUCCAAAAAAGAGAAGCAGCGUUGGUUGUACCCAAGGGAUACAAACUUUCAAGUGUGGAAAAAAAUCAAGGAGACAAAUGACAAAAGAUGACAGAAGCUGUAGUAGUAAAGAACCGAGAAGAGGUUCAUGCGUUUGUCAGGCGAUACAAACAGUAGCCAGUAAAAGAAGCCUAGACAGAAAGACAAUGUGCAAUACAUAUGUGUUGUUUAAGGAUCAAAAUAUUGAUGAAUCUGCGAAUUCAUCUGCAGAAGACGUACCAAGACAGGCCAGGUCGUCUCUGGAGAUCAGAUACGCUAAUGUCGCUUACAAGCGUGUAACAUUUUCAUCAACAAAUGUCGGACAGUUUGCGACAGAAUCUCUUUAUUCGAAACAAAAAGAUAAUUACUCAAUGUAUUCUUUACUCAAAAGGCAUAAGAAAACAGCUACUCCAAAUCUUGGCACAUCGGCAUAUUCCUUGUAUUCAGAAGCGACUGGAUCAGACCAAUCCAUUAAAUACUUACUCUCGCCGCGUGGGUCUAAGCAAAAGCGACCAUUACUCCGAAGACUCAUGUCCUGUUUGGUGAUGCAUUCGGCCAGAGCAUCGAAUAUUAAAAUUCCUUGCGGGUUGACCAGCAAAGUUUCUGGUGUCAAUAGUUCUAUUGAUUCCUAUUAUAUAAGUACAUCUCUCGGAGCAAUUGAAGUGACAUCGUCCAUGUACGACACGUCGGCCUCUUACUAUAGUAACCACACAAUACUACCCGUAAACAAAACGAAGACAGGCUUUUUAAGAUCAGUGCGGGGUUUUCUUGCUAGUAGAAGAAGUUGA